Molecule: messenger RNA, 1740 nt
Organism: Bacidia gigantensis
Lineage: Eukaryota; Fungi; Ascomycota; Lecanoromycetes; Lecanorales; Ramalinaceae
Exons: 5
Coding region: 1-1740 (579 amino acids)
Source: RefSeq, a predicted model, not a curated record
AUGUUGAACGCUUCCUUGUUGAUUGCCGCGGGUCUGUUUGGUCUUUCUUCUAGCUCCCCAGUAGCAGCCGGGGAGCUGCAGGCUACCAACCAAACAACGAACGAUUUGCAGAGCUCAGAUCAACAAGCAAACAACCUGCCGACCGUCAACCUUGGGUACUCGACGUACCGCGCGACCGCCCUGAAUGCGACGGGAGCAUAUUACAACUUCUCCAACAUACGAUACGCUGCACCUCCACUUGGCGAUCUUCGAUGGGCAGCUCCCAAGCCUCCAGUCGAUGCUGCUGGCGUCCAGGAUGGGUCGGUCGGCUACAUUUGUUCACAAUCCAUUCCUACCUGGUUUGGUGCAGCCAUCGGUGGUCUUGGACCAUUGUUGCAAUCUUUCCCCGCCGACUCUUCAAGCCAGCAGCAAAGCGAGGAUUGUCUCUUUCUAGAUGUUAUGGCCCCAACUCAAGUUUUCAAGAGCGCUGGAUCCAAGACUCCGAAGCUGGUGCCAGUCAUGUUCAAUAUCCAUGGAGGAGGCUACUUUCUGGGCGACAAAAGAACCAAUUACGAUCCUCAGGGUCUACUGCGACAAGCGCAGGGCGGAAUGAUCUACGUCUCUCCAAACUAUCGCCUUGGUGCUUUUGGCUUCUUGAGUGGUUUGCAGCCUUCGGCCGCAAACACUACCACACCGAAUGCAGGCCUUCUGGAUCAGCGCAUGGCCCUGAAGUGGGUCAAAAAGUACAUCCAUCUAUUCGGUGGAGACCCAUCAAAGGUGACAGUCAUCGGCCAGUCCGCAGGGGGCGGGUCAGUAGAGUAUCACACGACUGCCUAUGGUGGAUCGAGGCCGGACGAGAAUAGUCUCAUAGCUGGCGCAAUCUCUCAAAGUCCCGCGCCAUUAAUCACUGAUCAGCAAUGGCGAGUGUUGGGGGCAAAUUCGUUUUUACAAGCUGCUGGAGCUACUUCGGUCGACCAAUUGAGGAAAUUGCCCAGUGCCACAUUACAGCAGGCGAACCAGAAAUCGCAGGCUCUCACGCCACAAUCAGUCGCGUUCUUUGUGCCUGUCAUAGACAAAGACUUUAUUCCAGACCAUCCCAGUAAUUUGUAUCGACAAGGCAAAUUCAACAAAAACAUAAAGGUCAUGGCAUCACAUCAAGCGGACGAGGGACGUCUAUUCUCAAAUUCAAGCGUACAGACUGACGCCGAAUACGAUGACUGGGUCCGAACCAACUACCCAUCGUCCGGUCAGGCCACAUGGUCCUACAUCUCGCAGAAGCUAUACCCACCGACAUAUGAUGGCUCGCAAGGCUAUCGUACGCCCCAGGAACGGUUGCAGGUCACAACACAAGACCUCAUCAUCGCCUGCAACACCGUCGCAAUCAACCAGGCGUACGGCAACAAGGCGAACAGCUACAAUUUCGCCAUUCCGCCAGCCAUCCACUCACAGGAUCUCCUGUACACAUACAAUCGUUUCGCGAAUGUUCCUGCUGCGGGCGAUCCUGCUCAGAACCUGCAAACAUCCAUUACGAUGCAGAAGGCCUUUACACGAUUCACCAUCACAGGCAGCCCGAAUGUCCCUGGCAGUCCCCAAUUCCCCCCAUACGGCGCCAACAGUCAAAUCCUGAACUUGGCCCCUACAGGUCCAGUGGUGAUCAAAGAGCCUUCGGACAAUGCCCGCUGCCAAUGGGUGAACAGGAAUCUCUACUCGGCGUCAGCAACCACAGGCCCGAGAUCAGUAGAAGCUGUUGCAGUGUCCUGA